Molecule: messenger RNA, 387 nt
Organism: Loa loa (African eye worm)
Lineage: Eukaryota; Metazoa; Nematoda; Chromadorea; Rhabditida; Onchocercidae
Exons: 3
Coding region: 1-387 (128 amino acids)
Source: RefSeq, a predicted model, not a curated record
AUGGUUUGGCCUCGCAAACGACGCUAUAUCCACGCUUGCUGCAGACGUACUGAUGGCUAUGACAGUCAAUGCCGAAUACAUAUACUGUAUUAUAUUAUAUUAUUAAUAUACUGUAUUAUAUUUAGCAAAAAGUUCGGAUAUAAAGGGUACAGUGGAAGAUAUGUUCAGGCGGUGUUGAGAAGAUCAAUCAAUGUCCUGAACCACUUCCAUGCAGGGUUGGAUCUACGGUUUCCAGUGCAUCCUAUCACCUGCCGUUUUGUUGCCUGUCGCUACAGGGCUUCAAAAAGUACCUAUCUGGCACCUACCGGUGACAAUUGUACCGCUAGCAUAAUUCUCAACCUCAUAAAAGCGCGCAAGCUUCUCCUGCGACAAGAGGGUGAAAAAUAA